Anoplopoma fimbria (sablefish) is the source of this 2537-nucleotide messenger RNA. RefSeq names its product actin-related protein 2-A. The transcript has 9 exons. Gene Ontology annotation, cellular component: Arp2/3 protein complex; actin cortical patch. The record is from RefSeq and is a predicted model, not a curated record. Bases 40 to 1224 code for a protein of 394 amino acids. Gene Ontology annotation, biological process: Arp2/3 complex-mediated actin nucleation. Gene Ontology annotation, molecular function: actin filament binding. Lineage: Eukaryota; Metazoa; Chordata; Actinopteri; Perciformes; Anoplopomatidae.
GUGUCUUCCUUCCGGCUUGUCGGCAGCGCGGAGCUCAGCAUGGACAGCCAGGGACGGAAGGUGGUCGUCUGUGACAACGGCACCGGGUUUGUCAAGUGCGGCUAUGGAGGCUCCAACUUCCCAGAGCACAUCUUCCCUGCGCUCGUUGGGAGGCCCAUCAUUCGCUCGACAGCCAAAGUCGGAAACAUUGAGAUCAAGGACCUGAUGGUAGGCGAUGAGGCCAGCGAGCUGCGCUCCAUGCUGGAGGUCAACUACCCGAUGGAGAACGGCAUCGUCAGGAACUGGGACGACAUGAAGCACCUGUGGGACUACACCUUCGGCCCGGAGAAGCUCAACAUCGACUCCCGCAACUGCAAGAUCCUGCUCACCGAGCCGCCCAUGAACCCCACCAAGAACCGCGAAAAAAUCAUUGAGGUGAUGUUUGAGACCUACCAGUUUUCAGGAGUCUACAUUGCGAUUCAAGCUGUGCUGACUCUCUACGCCCAAGGCCUUCUGACCGGUGUGGUGGUGGACUCGGGGGACGGUGUGACACACAUCUGUCCGGUGUACGAGGGCUUCAGCCUGCCUCAUCUGACGAGACGCCUGGACAUCGCAGGCCGGGACAUCACCCGUUACCUCAUCAAGCUGUUGUUGUUGAGGGGCUACGCCUUCAACCACUCUGCAGACUUUGAGACGGUGCGCAUGAUGAAGGAGAAGCUUUGCUACGUGGGCUACAACAUCGAGCAGGAGCAGAAGCUGGCGCUGGAGACCACCGUGCUGGUGGAGUCGUACACGCUGCCAGAUGGUCGUUUGAUUAAGGUGGGAGGAGAGCGGUUCGAGGCCCCCGAGGCUCUGUUCCAGCCCCACCUCAUCAACGUGGAGGGCGUCGGAGUGGCCGAGCUCCUCUUCAACACCAUCCAGGCGGCCGAUAUAGACACCAGGUCCGAGUUCUACAAACACAUUGUUUUAUCGGGAGGAUCCACCAUGUACCCGGGUCUGCCGUCUCGUCUGGAGAGGGAACUCAAGCAGCUGUACCUGGAGCGCGUGCUCAAGGGCGACGUGGACAAGCUUUCGAAAUUCAAGAUCCGGAUCGAGGAUCCUCCCCGGCGAAAGCACAUGGUGUUCCUGGGCGGAGCCGUGCUGGCAGACAUCAUGAAGGACAAGGACAACUUCUGGCUGACCCGGGAGGAGUACCAGGAGAAAGGAGUCCGCGUGCUGGAGAAGCUGGGAGUCACCGUCAGAUAGAGCAACCCGGAGACACACACACACACACACACACACACACACACACACACACACACACACACACACACACCCUCGCUCACAUCGCAGAGUAUAUAUCUAUUUAUCCCUCUUCUUCUUCUCUCUCUCGGCUCUUGAUGCUCCUCAAACAUCAGAGGGAAUCGAGCCUCCUCCUCCUCCUCCUCCUCUCUUCUCUCCUGGUUUGGGAUUUGCUCACCCUUCACUCACAGGCAGAUUCAAACUGAAAGGGUGAAUGUUGUCCUGCUGGUGUAUUUUUUUUUUUUUUUUUGGAGGGUUUCACUCUUGCAGAAGGUUUCAAAAACGUGAUGGGGAAUCUGCUUUCUCUUUACCUCUGAAAUCGGUUUGUUUGUGAGUUAAACUUGCAGCGGGUGUUUUUCAAAAAGUCCCCUCCCUCGUUUCAAACCAUCCAGACGGGAUGAAACCGAUGCAAAGUUUCUGUAAUAUCACAAUCAGGGUCCUGCACAAACCGCCACGUCAUCUGUUCCAGGUGAGCGAGAACUGAUCGCAUUUUUAUGUCGUCUUUAAUUUUUUUUUUUAUAAACGAUAUCAUAACUUUCUUUUGUUCUGUUCUGGGAGAGGGAUUACUUUUUUGUUCUGCUUUUAACUUUUCAAUUUAUCAUUUUUCGUUGACUUUUAGUUGCUGUGCACUACUACCAUUGUAAAUGGAGUGUAUCGUGGUAACAGAAGCUCCUCCAUGUUUUCUUUUUAUAUGAUGAAGGAUUGGUUGAUCUACAAAGGGACAAGUACACAAAGGAAAGCCCCGGAGCUUUACAUAGAGUGUGUGAUGGUACUUUAUUCGGGGGGGUUUGUGGGUGGAGAUUGAUGUAGGGUUAGGGGGGGUGCUACUAUAUGUUCCUCAUCAGUUGGCCUUCAUCUCUGCCUCCUCUCUGGGUGUAAAUCUUGAGCUUAAUGAACAAGCACUGAGCAGUUGUAGCAGUAUCACAAACUGUGACGACGGCGUAACACCUCAGCAGUCGCAGGCUGACGAUGAGAUCCAUCUGAAGAAAACAAAAAACGGUUGAAAUACUGUUGAGACAAUGUUUAAGUCCUCCAGUCUUUCAGUCCCAACGGUCGACUUAAUGAUCACUGGAGGCUCUUCUAUUUUGAGAAUUGAAAAAUGUGUAUAUUUUUCUUUUCCUCUUUCCACGAACGUUUAUCCAGUGCCAAGUGCGGUUAAUGUUAACUGGAUCUCUCGUGUUUUAAUGUCUUUUUCUUUUUUUGUCACUGUUUUUAUUUUCCUGUGUUUGUUCAUAGCAUAACUGCCUAACGCUGAUUUAAAUAAAGAAAAGUGAUUU